UGAAGUAUGGGGGCUCCUGAAGUGUUGCUAUAUGUUAUUUUCCUCACAUUGUCUUCAAUUGGAUUCUUAUUAACAAAACUCUUCUGACAACAGGGAUGUCGUGCAGCUCUCCACACUUGAGAUACGGCAUAAGAUAGCAGAGCUGGAGGCCAGCCUCAGCAGUGACCUUGCAGGCAGUGAGUGGAAAACCCGGUACGAGACCCAACUGGAGCUGAAUGACCAAUUGGAAAAACAAAUCGUGUCUCUGAAAGAAAAAAUGGAAAAGGUCCGUGGAAACCCUUCAGAUAGACUGUCUUCCAUUCGUGUCUAUGAGAAGAUGCCGGUGGAAUCUUUAAACAUAUUACUUAAACAACUAGAAAAAGAAAAAAGGAGUCUUGAAAAUCAAGUGAAAGACUAUGCAUUUAAACUGGAACAGGAAUCAAAGGCUUACCAUAGGACCAAUAAUGAACGUCGUUCGUACAUCGCAGAAAUGACUCAGAUUUCUGGCUUAAGUCAAGUAUCUAAGAGGCAACAGAUGGACCCGCUGCCUAGAAUGAAGGAGAGUCCGGUGAAAACUGGAAGACACAAUUCCAUGAAUCAGAAGACAACAAAUGCCAAGAAAGGAGCAGUUAAAAAGGUUUCAAGAUCAAACCAUCUUCCAAAACUCAACCCGUGAUUCCAGAGCUGGGCAGACUUCUAUUUUUUUUCCCCAUCUUUUUCUUCAUUCAGCGUCUUCAGUUUAGGAAGCUAAUGUUCAAUACAUUCCUCAGGGGAGGAAAUAGAUGAGGAAGAGUGGCUUCUCUUGCUCUUUCAAAAGCUGAUUCCUCUGCCUGCAUAAAAGUCAUGUGUCUCCAGUGACCCUAAAUAUCCAGUACAUGUGCUUGUAGUUCUUAGAAUACCUUAGAAUGGAGUCUGAAGGUUGGCAUCAUCCUGGCACUCUCAGUAGAGUGUUUCUGAUACGCUCUGGCUGCAUUGUUAUGUUGUAUUUGGUUUCUAAAUUGACCAUUAGCUAAAAUUAUAUAUUAUUUUAUAUAUUAUAAAAUAAUAUAUAUCUCUACCUUUUUAUUAUUUUAGAUUGCAUCAUGCUCAGUUCAGCUUUUUACAGUCAAGGUUUCAGCAUAAUCCCAGAUGACAUGUAUAUGAAAGUUUCAGGGAAAUAUUGUUAUAGCAACUUCAGCCAUGCAUUGAGUUGUUUUUGGGGUCUCCCUCUGCUGGUAACCUUGAGGAUUUAGGGCAAAUCCUAUCACUUCAUGUUUAUUCCCUACAUCUAUAAAAUGACUAUGGUAAAUUGUAUAGUUUACAAGAUUUCUUGCAGUCCUAGAAAACCUCUUCAGUCCCAGUGGCCUGCCACUGUGUAUGUGGCAUUAAAGUCAUUUUGUGAUAUUUACUAACUCACAACAAUGGUCUAGUCUUUGGACCAAACUUUGCAAGAGUUUGGAAUACUGGAGACUAGAAUGAAAUAGAGGGAUAAUAAGAAAUUAUUUUUAGGACCCAUGAACAUUAUUGAAAUUUAUUCAUGUUUAUGGUGUUUUGUAACUUGAAUGUUUUUUUGUCAUUAUAAAUCUAGGUCAGAAAGAUCCAUAUAAUUUACUUGUCUAGUUAAAUAAGAGAAAUUAUUGGAAUUUACAUUUCUUGUGCAUGUUUAAGCAAGUGAUGUUUUGAGCUGUACCUGAUGAGAAAUGUCAUUUGUUUUCUUUUGUAUGUAAUAUAUCUUUUACACCUGAGGGGUUUAUGUGUGUGUAUGUAUGUAUGUAUGUAUGUAUGUAUUAUGCAUAAAAUGUACAUGUAUGUGUAGAUAAUAGAACCAUAAUGCUGCACUCAUGAACUUGCAGUAGCUAUGGUUGUCUGCACAAAACCUACACAAGAUCAAGCUAGCCAACAUUCCAGCUUCAGUGACAGAUGGACACAUGGGCCUUACCCUUGCUGAGGAUCUGGUGACAGUGAGGGCUGUUAGGAGAGGGAGAGCCCUUCCUUUUAAGGGUGUGGUCCAUGGUAGGUUCAGAAUGAUCCAGUAGAUGGCCCCAUAUCCAUAUUUUUAUGGACAAUAACUGGCUUCAAUGGAAUAUAUAUGUGUAUAUGUUUAUAUGUGUAUGUAUAUAUAUUUGUGUAUACACAUAUUUAAAGACAUGCUGUUGGAAGGAAAUUAUAAAGAGAUCUGGGAAUUGGGAGGAAGCAAGUGUGUGUAUGGAAUAAACACAUUGUAUACAUGUAUGAAAUUAUUAAAGAAUAAAAUAUAUUAAUAAAAUGGAAUAUUGGCAUGA
Molecule: messenger RNA, 2240 nt
Organism: Arvicanthis niloticus (Nile rat)
Lineage: Eukaryota; Metazoa; Chordata; Mammalia; Rodentia; Muridae
Gene: Ccdc169
Product: coiled-coil domain containing 169
Source: RefSeq, a predicted model, not a curated record